Molecule: messenger RNA, 1435 nt
Organism: Capra hircus (goat)
Lineage: Eukaryota; Metazoa; Chordata; Mammalia; Artiodactyla; Bovidae
Product: myeloid-associated differentiation marker-like
Cellular component (GO): cell-cell junction; plasma membrane
Source: RefSeq, a predicted model, not a curated record
GUUACUCGCAUACCAGUGGCCGUGACCCACCAGACCAUCACAGCACUAUGGCUACCGGGCUGACAUCUCAAGACAAGGGCUCCGUGUACGCCAUGUGCUGCCUCUUCCGCCUGCCGCAGCUCUUCUCCACCUGCAUGGCCUUCUCACUUGUGGCUGACAUGGGCAUUCGGAGAGGGGCCCUAGGUAACUGGUCCAUGUCCUUCUGGUGUGUCUGCUUCGUUGUAACCCUCGUCAUCUCCACAGUCGACUUACGUGAGCUCUGGUCCCGCUUUCCUUACUUCUGGAGCAACUUCACCAUCACCUACGCCUGCUACGCCACUCUCAUCUGUCUCUCGGCCUCCAUCAUCUACUCCAUCACCUACGUCCAGUUCCUGCCUUAUGGUCCUUACCGGGACCAGGCAAAUGCUUUCUCCUGCAUCGCAUCUGUGUUUUAUGCCCUGGAUGUGGUCAUGAGAAACUGGUAUGAUCGCGGUGAUGUCACCUGCUACGUGCACACCGUUGCAGGCCUGCUGAAGGUGCUGGAGACCUUCAUGGCUGGUUUUAUCUUCACCUUCAUCAUCAACACCUCCCUGUACCUGCACCAGCCGGCCCUGGAGUGGUGUGUGGCUGUGUACUCCAUCUGCUUCAUCCCAGUAGCCCUGGCCAUCCUGCUGAACCUGGGCAAAUGGCAAUGCAGGCUGCCCAGCCUGUAUCCCAUUUUUCAGCUUGUGCUCAGCCUGCUCUCCGUCCUCCUCUAUGUCAGUGCUCUGGUCCUCUGGGCACUCUACCAGUCCAAUGAGGAGUUUGGUGGACAGCUCCAGCGGUCCAGUGAUAUGGGCUGUAUCAAUGGGCUCACCUACACCCUGUGCUUCUGGGACCGGAAACUGACUGUGGCCAUCCUGACAGCCGUCAACCUGCUGGUUUACGUGGCCGACACGGUGUACUGGGCCCGCCAGAUUUCUGUAGGGACUGGGGGUCAGUCCAGUGCUCGCGAUCCCCUCCACUCACAGGAGGUGUCUUUACAGAGCUCUGUCAGCCCCUGAUGUCCUCUUCCUGGCUCUCCCCUCUCCCUGCCCGCAGUCUUCCCCACUCAUCUCACGCUCGUUUCUGUUUGCUUCCCUCCUGCUCUGGCUCCCUCCUGUCUCGUGUGGUUGCCCACAUUCUGUUUCCCUUCUUUCUCCUGCUUCUUCCAUUUUUCCUACAUUUUUCUACCGUUUGCCCCUUUCCUGGUCAUCCCUGCUUUUCUCAUCUCCUGUGUCCUGACCGCCUCUCCCCAUCUCCCUUCUCCUGAUCAGAGCAGCCUGGUGUAAACCAAGCUCCCACUCAAGAUCAAAUUCAAAACUGAGACAGAAAAGACUGAAAAUAACCCAGGUGUUCAUCUUUAGGAUGUGGAUUAGUAAACGAUGAUGUAGUGAAAGAGGGAUGCUCUGCAGCAGUGACAGGGACAUAUCUCCUG